AUGAAUUUUGAAGCCGACGGCAUCAGGGUCACGCAGGGCGCGGCGGAACUGCAGAUGAACGCAGACAUUGCCGCCGAGAUGGACCACCUGGACGCCAUCGAGGUUCUCGACGACGACAUCCAGAGGACGGCAGCGGCUGCUGAGGCGGCGCCAGCCACGCCCACCUCCUCGCCCACCUCUUCGACCCCGCCCACGUCGAUCCCCUCCGGCCCCGACCUGUCGGCACAGCUCAUCGCCAGUCGUUUGCGCAGCUCGCGAUCCCCGUGCAAUCUGGCUGAGAAGAGGACGUGGGCCAGCGCCGAUGCACAGCACGCUCGUGGCGCGAUCGCGAAGAUUUCCAGAGAUGCCGUCAAGUGCGAGACCGACCUUCCCAAAAGUCUUCUAGCGCGGCGAGAGCUUGGCCCGGCGGCCGUCGAAACGCUGCACGCCCACAGGGAGGCCGCCGACAACUUCCUUUUGACCCAGCGGUCCAACAUCCUCAGCCUCGAUGUCGCGAGCUUCGCGGAGAAGAGCGAACCCAAGGUUUGGGAGCGGCUCCUGGGGCAGGCGGCCACGAACAUCAUGGAUUUGCGGCGGUCUCCGAUUAUGAGCGACAGAUGGGCCGCUCUAGUCAAGAGCCCGCGCAUUGCGCCGCGCCCUUUCGAAUCCACCCACCCUGGCCGCAACUGCCCGCGGCAUCUUCGCAUGGGACUGGCCGUUUUCAAGCCGCCUUUCAUCGGUUCCCAGUCGAUUCCGAAGAUUUUGGAGCACGUAUUGUCGUUGGCGCAGAUCGCGGCGGCCACGGUCGCGACGGUCGACAUGCUCGCCAAGGACUUGCCCAGGUUCUACGCCAUUAUCCGGGGCCCGACGCUGGGCCAGAUCGUUCGCCGCCCCCCGCAGCGGAGCCGGGUCAACGGCCCUGCGGUCCUGCACCGUGUCUGGCCGCUCUGUUCCCAGAUGGCGGCGCCGUCGGACACCCGCGCGCCGGCCCACCCUGAGGCCUCGUCGGAGGUCCGGGCAGAGGCCCUCGACGGGCGGGCGCUGAUCGACCCAGGAACGGCAGCCGCUAAGUUGAAGUGGGCGCCGUCGCAGCACGGAGGCCGCGCGGCAGCCGCGCCGUCGAUGGCCCCGAGCGCGCCGGCGGCGACCAAGACGAGGUCGACGCCGCCUGCCGGAGCUCGGCGCGAUGGCCACUUCAUGCUGGAUAUUUCUGUCGUUCGCUGGAACGCCCAGGCGCGCUUUGCCUCAGAUCUGGCGCGGCACCAGGCGAGGGCCAACUGCGUCAACGAGUUGAUGAGCCAGGCGGACGCGCGCAUGCUUACCGAGACCCACGGGGCCAAUGCUGGCAACGGGGCCGCAGUGACGGAGGCCGACCUCUUCGGCGUCGGCGGGCCGCACUGGGACUCUAUGACGACCUUGCCUGCCUUGCGCGCGCACGUGCGCAACCGCCACUCUGGCCGGCGAGCGGCGAUGGAGCACCGCGCCAUGCUCGCGGAGACACCAGGCGCCACCCCUAUUCGCAGGCUGCUGGUGUUCAAGGCCACGAUGACGGAGGUCGCUUUCCGGCUCGACGCCGACGCGGGCCGACCACCUGCCGCGACAGACCUGGACGACCGCCUCGGCGUCAAGAUGAAAUUUGCGAGGGCGGUGGAGCAAGGCGGGCAGGUCCUCACCGAGCCCGGGGCCAUGGCCAAGGAGCCGCGCCGGCAUUGGGCGCAGGUCUUCGCUCCGAGGGGUGUCGACGAGCAGCUGCUCAAGGGUUGGCUACUGGAAGACGAGGCGCACGGGCCGGCGGCAGACGCCCUGCAGAUAUUGCGGCGAUUGGCUGAGCUGCCAGAGAACCAGCACCGGGUCGAGAGAUGCCAGGCUUCCGUGGAGGAUUGUUGCAUCUUCCAUCUUUGCGCGGCCUCCACCGCGCUGACCGCCGCGGAGCUGGCGGCGCGCCUGGGCGGCCCCUCGCUGACUGCAAGCGGCCCCGCCGCGGACGAGAAGAAGGACUGGCAGGCCCGGGCCGCGCGAGUCCUCUGCGCCGCUGCUAGGACCCAUAACGCGUGGCGACACGGACAAUUGUGCGCCGACGCGCCAGAUGCUUUCCGCGGCUAUGCACGGGCGGCCGCGUUCGGCCAGUCGAAGCUCCAGCACCUCAUCCAGACGACCGCGAAGAGGCUUCGUGGCGUGGCAGCCAAACGGCAGGCGACGGGCAAGGAGCCGGGCAGUUGGCGGCCAGCGCUGGCCGCGCCAGUCCCAGGGAUGCUGGAGGGCAUGGAUGCCAGCUUCAUCCGCGGGCUCCCGGAUAACGGGGAGGCCGUCUUCCACGACGGCCCGGAGAGGUUCGAGGACUUCGUCGGGUGCCUGCGCCAGGCCGUGGCCGAGCACGCCGAGGGCGGGGCCAGAUUCAGGUCGCUGGACGUCUCGCGGGUUGUGCUGCCCCCGGAGGCUGUCGAGUGCCUGUUCGCGGCCCUGGCCGAGCACGCCGUGCACGUCGACGUCCUGAAGAUGUUCAAGGUCGGGGUGGACGACAACGGGCUGCGGGUCGCGGCGGGCUGGCUGGCGGCGCUCUCCCCGGAGAAGCUGCCGAGCCAGCUGCACCUCUCCCACAACAGGAUCGGCGCGGAGUCGUUCGCCGAGCUCGUUGGCCUGCUCGAGGAGCAGCGCGCCCUCCUGGAGGAGCCGGCCCGGCCGAUCUGGACGCGGGUGGAGGGCAACCCCGGCCUGGGGGACGACUUCGUGCAGGGCCUGGUCGAGACAGCGGCCGAGCGGCGUACGCCGCCAAGGCCUCGGCGGUGGCGCUGGCCGGGGACGCCUGCCUCUGCUUCCCCUCCUUCCACGGCGGCCCGCCCGCCGACGGCACGGACGCCGCCGCCGCGCCCUCCCUCGGAGCUCCAGCAGUGUGGACGCCGCCGCCAGGGGUCGAAUGGCCGGCGGCGCACCCGCGCGCCGCCAUGCCCCCAGCGGCGAGGCCGCGUCCGAUGCAGCCGCCGCGGGCGCGGCCGGGCGCGGCGGAAUGGCAGCCUGCGCCGCCGAGCUUGCGGCCUCAGCAGCAGCGGGCACCGCAGCUGCGACCGCAGGGUCGGCUGCUGCAGCCAGGGGGGCCCAGGCCGCCGGCGGUGCCGCCGAGGCUGGUGGCGCCCAGGAGACCCCAGCCGCCCUCGGGGCCGCCGCCGGCAGUGGCAGCGAGACCCCGGCAGCCGUCGGGGCCACCGCCGGCAGCGGCGGCGAGGCCCAGGCCGCCGUCGCAGCCGCCGCCGGCAGCGGCAGCGAGGCCCAGGCCGCCGUCGCAGCCCCCGCAUGCGGCCGCGGCGCUUCUUGCCAUGCAGGGGCGGGCAGGCGGCUGCAGCCCCAGGCCGCCCGCGCUCCGGCCCCCGGCGAGGCUGA
Molecule: messenger RNA, 3354 nt
Organism: Prorocentrum cordatum
Lineage: Eukaryota; Dinophyceae; Prorocentrales; Prorocentraceae
Source: the annotation of a GenBank genome assembly